Molecule: messenger RNA, 795 nt
Organism: Cercopithifilaria johnstoni
Lineage: Eukaryota; Metazoa; Nematoda; Chromadorea; Rhabditida; Onchocercidae
Source: the annotation of a GenBank genome assembly
AUGGCAACUGCAAUCCAAAAUGUUCCACAAAAAAUGGCUGUCAACAGUUGUCACACAUAUUUUUGUAACAAAAUAGCCGAAUCUUUACCACUUUUAUAUCAGAUAGAAGAUGUUCAUACACGUGAUGAUUUAUGUAUUCGAAAAGUUCAAAUAUUACAAAGUGAUAAAUUAGCAAUUAAAUCAGAAGUUUCAUUUCAUGAGGUAUGUAGAGAAUCAAUAAUGCAUCAGUGUCAUUUACCUGUAACACCGAUGCCUGAAUUUUGCAAUUCAUUAUCAGAAGCAGUUAAACAACUGUUAGAAAAGAAGGAUGGAAAAGCAUUUCCAUUAUCACCGGAAAUCCGUGAAUUCGCUGAUACAGUCUUAUUGAAUCCUAUCAAUGAUAUAUUUGAUAUUCGUAUUGUUGAUGCUGAUUCAUUUGCAUUAGCAACAAUAAAAGGAUUUUAUACUAAAAUUUGGGCUAAAACAAAGGAAAAAAUUGAUGAAAAUUUAAAUUAUCACAAAUUGCUGGCAGCAUAUUUUAUGGAAACAACAAUUUUACCAUCUAUGCUUCGCUACUCUAUCAGCCGUGGUUUCUCACCGACUAAAUUUGAACCAAUCGAUUUUUGCUUAUGGAUACAUAGCAAUGAUAUUGAUAAUAAUGAAUGGCUUCUAUGCGAAAAUCACUUCUCUAUCGCAAAAUGUGGCAGAGCAUUUAUUCAACAUCAUUUGUGGACAAUAACUGGGAAUUUACUGAUGACUGCAACUUCAGAAGCUAUCAUCAAAGGGAUCUUCAAGGAUGAGAAUCUAGCAAAAUGA